UUUCAGGAAGGUGAUAUGGCAAUGAACUGCAUCAAGUCAUUGAGAAAUCUCCCUGUUACCGGUGGAUUAGGAUCUUCUAGAACGUUUGCUGCUGGGGCUAAAGCCAAGAAAGGCAAGGGCGGGGCCGCUGCUGAUGCUCCAAAACAGUCAACUUUAAGCAAAGAAGUCAAAUCCACAACUGUUGUCGGGGCAAAUAUCCUUAAAGAUGGAACCGACCCUAAAAUACUACCUGACUCUGAAUACCCGGAUUGGCUAUGGCACCUUCUGGACAAGAAACCGGCUUUGAGUGAGCUUAGAAGGAAAAAUAUAGAAACUCUCCCUUAUGAAGACCUAAAGCGGUUUGUGAAGCUCGAUAAUCGGGCAAGAAUCAAAGAAAACAACACUACCAGGGCCAAGAACUGAUUCAAGUUUAGAAUCAUCAAGAAUUUUAGG
Molecule: messenger RNA, 432 nt
Organism: Helianthus annuus (common sunflower)
Lineage: Eukaryota; Viridiplantae; Streptophyta; Magnoliopsida; Asterales; Asteraceae
Product: 54S ribosomal protein L37, mitochondrial-like
Exons: 1
Coding region: 16-402 (128 amino acids)
Cellular component (GO): mitochondrial large ribosomal subunit
Molecular function (GO): structural constituent of ribosome
Source: RefSeq, a predicted model, not a curated record